AUGGCUACCGAGUCGGUUAAGGCGUUGGUGGCAAAAGUCAAAGUUCAGCUAACGCGAGUGUUGUGGAAAGUUCCAGUGAUCAAAGUCGACGACCGGGAGCGGUUGAAGCUGAUGAAAAUCAUCGACAGCAAAAAAAUGAUAAAUUGUGCUUUUAGAAAUUGGGAGCUCUGCGAGUAUCCGAAUCUGCCGCAAACGAGUAAACACUCUUGGAUGGUUAAAACUUGCUCGCAGGUGGAAAAACCUAGGUGUUUAAUAAUCGCUUUUCUCACGAAUACGCCGGGAAGCGUGUCGGACGGUUACAGCGGCGAUUACGACGCGUGUUCGCUGACAAACGUUAAAGCGUAUAUCAAUUCAAUCGAAUAUCCGUAUGAAGAUUUCAACGAAAGUUUCGACAAAAACCUGUUUACGAUGUUCUAUCAAAAUUACGCCGACUUCCAGAAACAUUAUUACGAACGGGAUACCGCGCAGCCGUAUCUGCCGAGAGAAAAAUAUAAAGAGUUGGGACCAUUUAUCUGCAUAGAUUGUUCGCGACAGACCGACGAUGCCAAAAUUUCUAACGUCGAUCUCCGCCUCGAAAUAGAAGCAUCCAAUAAUUUUCCCGCUAACACGGCCGCCUACUGCCUGGUCAUUCACGAUCGCGUGAUGCAAUACAAUCCGUUUACCGGAGAAGUUCGGAAACUGUAA
This is a messenger RNA of Rhopalosiphum padi (bird cherry-oat aphid), 684 nucleotides long. RefSeq lists its product as uncharacterized. Bases 1 to 684 code for a protein of 227 amino acids. The record is from RefSeq and is a predicted model, not a curated record. NCBI's taxonomy places the organism in Eukaryota, Metazoa, Arthropoda, Insecta, Hemiptera, Aphididae. The transcript has a single exon.